Closterium sp. NIES-65 is the source of this 3369-nucleotide messenger RNA. The record is from the annotation of a GenBank genome assembly. NCBI's taxonomy places the organism in Eukaryota, Viridiplantae, Streptophyta, Zygnematophyceae, Desmidiales, Closteriaceae.
AUGGCGACUCUUUCAGUCACCAGCGCCGGGCUGCGAUUGCCCGUGAAGCCGAACUCUAUUGCCACUCCGCCGCACGCGUUAGCUUCGUCGUUAACUCUCAUCCCCGUAACGCGGCGUUUGAUUGCGGCUCCUCCGCGGGCCCCGCGCGUGGGAGUUAAUCUCCUGAGGCUUUCCGCAUUCCAGCCUGGCGCAGCUCGCGCGGCUGUCGGAGAAACGACGGACCGACGAAACGCCGGCGCUAAGCGCGGCGGAGAUGGCGCCGCGAAUCGCGUUCAUGAUGUGAUUAUGGCGGAUGUGAGCGAGGAGGCGAAGUCGCGGCUCAAGAAGCUUUCGACGUUCCCGUCAAUUGCGGAGAAGCAGCAGGGACGGGACUCAGGCUCUUUACCUCGUCGCAUUCGUGGAAAAGCAUCAAAUUCCGCUGAGUCGGCGAGAGUCGAGGGCGACUGGCCAAUCUCGUGGUGCCACGUCGCCGACAACGUGUUGAUCGGGUCGCCGCUGGCGACGGCUGCCGACGCCAAGGCUGUCCUUGCGGCUGCUGACGUCACUGCCGUCGUGGCCCUUAUGACGGAGCAGCAGGAGCGGGAGCUGGGCGUUGAUUGGCCGGCAGUCGCGGCGGCAGUCACGGAGGCGGGAGGGGCGGCGGUGCGGGUGGAAUCGGUGGAAACGCUUGGGGAGAGUGCUGCUGUUGCUGCAGCAGCCGCAGCAGCAGCUGGGGAGAAGGGAGACUCUUCCGCCAAUGCUCAGGUGCCUGUGCUGCUCGAGGCUGUGCGCGUGGUGGCGUCGCUGGCAGCGUCGGGGCAUCGGGUGCUGGUCGUCAGCUGUCAGCCCAACGCUGCCAGCGCGCUGACUGCUCUGGGAUACCUCUCCCUGGUGAAGGGAGAGACGGCGGAGGCAGCAGCAGCGGCGCUGAAGCGCGUGUGCCCCUCGGCCAGACCGGCUCUAGAGGCGCUUGAACAGACCCACACGCACCUGGCGGCGGGCAACAGCCAGCGGCUGACAAAGCUGGCGGCAGCGGAGCUGCAGCAGCGCAUCGCCAAGGGCGUCAGGGGGAGCUCUGCAAGCGACUGGAAGGCGGCAGAGAGGAAGCUUGCAAUGGAGGGCUUCCAGCGCAUGGUGGCUGCUGACGUGGCGCUCUCUGAAGCGCUCUCCAAGGCUGCCAUUAGGAGAGCAACAAGGGAGGCAGAGAAACAGAUUGAGGGCGGAGCGGCAUCCCCCCAGGAGAAAGUGAAUAUUCUGAUGGCGCAGAUUCAACAGCUGGAGGCGAGGCAGAAGGCAGCAGCAGAAGCUGAAACAGCCGCCACGGACCGAAUCUCCUUCUUUCUUAACCAGCUGACGACCCUCCGAACCAAGCACGCCGAGGCUGAAAAGACCGCCAAGGCAGCCUCGGCCCGAGCCUCGAGGCUCGCCACGCAGCUGUCCGCCGCAGCUAACCGCGAGGCGUGGUCCCAAGCCUCCGCCGAAGCUGCCCAGGGGAGGAUCGGGGAGCUCGAAGCUGAGGUGGCUGGGCUGCGGGAGAGAGAAUCGGAACUGAUCGAGGCUCGGCGGAAAGCCGAGGCUGAAGCGGAGGAGGCAAAGAAAAAGGCAGAGGCGCUGAAGGCUGAAGUGGUGAAUGUGGGGGCGAAGCAAGAGGAGGCUGUUGCGGCUAUGGCUGAGGCGAAAGAGAGGAUCGGGUUCCUGUCUGGGGUUGUGAAGGAGCUGGAGCAGAAGGAGAAGGCGGCGCGUAGUGAGGUGGCUUCGGCUGUACAGAUGACGCAAGUGGUGGAGAAGCGGGAGCAAGCAGCGCUGGUGAAGGUGAAGGAUCUGACCACCCGCGUGGCAGCUCUAGAGACGGAGGUGGCAGCAGCGCAUGAGGCAGCGCGCAUUGCCAAUGGGAAGUGCGAGUUCUUCGCUCGUGUGAUGGAGACGCUGAGGGAGAGGGAGCAGGCUGCUCUAGCCCAGGCGAGACAGGCUAACACGCUGCUGGCAGGGGUGAAGGCUGAGCUAGCAGCAGCAAAGGAACGGGAGGCGAGCCUGCGAGCUUCUUGGAAGGAGGCUGUAGCGCGCGCAGAGAAGGUCGUGGCGGAGCUGGGCGCGGCUAAGCGGAUGCAGGGCGAGGCUGUGAGGGAGAGAGAGGCGGCUGAACUGGCUCUGGCUGCUGCUGACAGCCCCAUGAUGGCUAAAGCAGCGCUACAGGCAGCCAUCAACAACGAGGCAUACCUCACAGCCCUCGUCAGCACGCUCACAGCCCGCCUGUCUGACGCUACAGCCGAGCGCGCUACAGCCGGGGAGAGGAUGCGCUUCCUGGAGCGACAGCUGGCGGAGGGGAAGGAGAGGGAGAGGGAGGCGAGGGAGAGAGUGCGGGCGGCGGAGAGGGAGAAGGAGGGGCUGGUGGUGCAGGUGGAGAGAGUGAAGAAGAGCGAGGAGGAGGCGCGGCGGGAGGUUGGGGUGCUGAUGCAGAAACUCGACAGCGUCGCUGCUCAGUCCAAGGCAGCGGAGCAGGUCGAGGGGGCAAUCGUGAUAAUGCGAGCACAGGUGGACGUGCUUCAAUCCGAGCUGGCAGCGGCGAAGCAGACGGCCGAGGCUGCAAGCGAGCGCUCCUCCUUCCUGCUGCGCCAGAUGGAGUUGAUUAAGUCCCGCCAGCAGCAGAAACUGGAUGCUGCUGUUGCCGAGGCAGUUUCGGCUGAGCAGAAGAAGAGUGGUGCUUCUAGUCCUGUUGCUUCUAACGCAGAAGCUAUUAUGGAGGCGGCUGUUGAGAAGCUCCAGAAGCAGCUCGCGGAGGCUCGGGCUGAGGCUGAGGCAGCUUCGGAGAACGUGUCGAAGCUGGAGGGGAGGGUUGGGCAGUUGCAGGCGAAGGAGAAGGAGGCGAAGGUGCUGCUGGGGCGGGCAGAUGAAAAGAUUUCGGACCUGUUUGUGCAGCUGUCGGCUGCCCGGGAAAAGGAGAAGGUGGAGGCGAAGGCUCUCAUGAAGGCUCGGGUGGAGCUUGGGGAACUUUCUGGGAAGGUUACAAAGCUGGAGGUUGAGUUGAAGGAGAAAGAGGCUAUGGUGGGAGGUGUGGGGAUGGGCGUUGGUGCUGCUGCUACUAAGAUGGUGGUUGACUUGUCUAAGGGAGCUAAGGAGCUUCACAGCAGCAGGCUUCAGGACUCGGUCGCCCGCCUGGGGCAGAGCGUCACUGCCAAGUCGGCUGCAUCCGCUGUUCCUGAUAAGGAGGAGGAGGAGAUUAUAGCAGCAGCGGCCAACCUGCGGGAGGCAGUAGAAGCACUCAACACCCCGGCUACCAACGGCAGCGCCACCAACCCCUCCUCGCUCCGCUCAUUCGACGAUGCUGUUCAGUUUGACUCCAAGUCUCCUGAAGCCGUUCCAGUACCUGCCAAGUAUCGCAACUCCAACUGA